AUGGCCAGCGAACGACUGCUCGUUCAGAUUGCCUCCUACAACACCAAUCUUCAGGCCGAGCGCGGCCUGCCGCAGGACCUCAUCGACUGGCUUGCCCCUACCUUCCAAGUUUCCAGGUUUCUCGCGCGAGAGCCAAGGACGCCGGACAUUGUGGCGGUCGGAUUCCAGGAGCUUUUGCCUUUGCAUCUCGGAUUAUCUGGGCUCUCUAGCAAGGUCAUAGAAAGCCGCAACGCCCUCAUCCUCUCCCAAAUCGAGAAGUAUGCCCCGAACAAGGAGAAAUACGCCCUGAUCGCCAAGGUCGUGAACGUCGGCGUUGCACUGCUCGUGUACGGUCUCGACGACGGUGUCGCUCGCAAGGUGACUGACGUUCACACGCAUUGGACGGGCUGUGGGCCCGCAUACAUGGGGAACAAGGGUGCCGUCGGCGUGCGUUUCAGCGUGCCCGCAGACGACGGUGGCGUAGGCGAGGUCUUCACCUUCGUCUGCGCGCACCUCACCGCACACCCGCAAAAACUCGAACAGCGCGUGCGCGACUACCACCAUAUCACACGCACACUGCUCUUCCCGCCGCUCCCGGGCGCUGCAUCCAGUAAUCCCACAACAAUGUACGACACCUCGCACUUGUUCUUCUUCGGCGACCUCAACUUCCGGGUUGUCCUCCCGCCGGAGCACCCGCUCGCGCAAAGCCCAAAUACGAGCGCCGAUAUGGCACAUGUACUCGAGCAAGAGAGCGUUCGUGAGGAUUUAAAGGAGUACGAUCAGCUCCUGCUCGAGCGUGACCGCCACGGCCGGGCAUUUAUCAGUCUGCGUGAGGGCGAGUUCUGGCGCUUCAAGUGCAGCUACAAGUAUAAGCUCGGUGAAGUCGACAAAUACGAGCAAGUCCUCAAGCGACACCCGUCCUGGACGGACCGUAUCAUGUACGCGACAUACACCGACAACCCCGACAGCCCCACAAAAUCCCACAUCACAAACGCGCUCUACACUUCGAUACCCUCAUACACCACCUCGGACCAUAAACCCGUCGUCUCAGUGCUGCUCCUUCCACCAAGCCUGCCACAGCCCACGCUUCCCUCACCGCCACCAACACCUCUGGGCUCGAACGCAAGCCCUCAGGACGGCUCGCCCUCUUCCGCACCGACGCCCCCGAUGCUGCGCCUGCCCAUACACUUCCACCCACGCCCAGACACCUACGCCAACCUCAAGCGGUACACCGGCCGGACUCUGGACAGGCUCGUCGGCUACUGCUGGUCGCUCCUUGUCUUCCUCGGUGCAGGUUCGUCCAUCCUCGGCAUUGGAAACUUCAUCGUCGGCCUUGGGGUGUGGAGCUGGUGGCGGACGCGCCCGAGCAUUGGGCUUGCGGUAUAG
This is a messenger RNA of Phanerochaete carnosa HHB-10118-sp, 1365 nucleotides long. RefSeq lists its product as uncharacterized. Gene Ontology annotation, molecular function: phosphatidylinositol-4,5-bisphosphate 5-phosphatase activity. NCBI's taxonomy places the organism in Eukaryota, Fungi, Basidiomycota, Agaricomycetes, Polyporales, Phanerochaetaceae. The record is from RefSeq and is a predicted model, not a curated record. The coding region runs from base 1 to 1365 and encodes 454 amino acids. Gene Ontology annotation, biological process: phosphatidylinositol dephosphorylation. The transcript is spliced from 5 exons.